CCGCCGCUUCAGGCCGUGCUGGUCGCCGACAGCUUCAACCGCCGCUUCUUCCCCAUCUCCAAGGACCGGCCGCGGGCUCUUCUACCUAUGGCAAAUGUGGCCAUSAUUGACUAUACCCUCGAGUUCCUAACGGCAACUGGAGUAGAAGAAACUUUCGUUUUCUGCUGUUGGAAGUCAGCUGAGAUAAAAGAGCAUUUACAAAAGUCCAAGUGGUGCCGCCCCACGUCUCCCAACACAGUGCGCUUUGUGACUUCCGAUCUGUACCGCUCGCUUGGUGACGUGCUGCGCGACGUCGACGCCAAGUCCCUCGUGCGUUCUGACUUCAUCCUUGUCACGGGGGACGUGGUGUCCAACUUCAACGUGUCCAGAGCCCUGGAAGAGCACAAGUUACGUCGCAAGAUGGAGAAGAAUGUUUCUGUGAUGACGAUGAUUUUCAAAGAGUCCUCGCCUGGUCACCACGCCAGGUGCCAUGAGGAUGACAUCAUUGUUGCUAUGGACAGUGCCACAAACCGUGUCCUUCACUAUCAGCGAACCCAGGGGCUGAAGCGCUUCCGCUUCCCUAUGAGUCUAUUCCAGAACUCAAUUGAAAAUGUUGAGGUGCGCCAUGAUUUGCUGGAUUGUCAUAUCAGCAUCUGCUCUCCACAGGUGGCUGAGUUGUUUACGGACAAUUUUGAUUACCAGACACGGGAUGACUUUGUGCGUGGCUUGCUGGUCAAUGAGGAGGUCCUGGGGAACCAGAUCCAUAUGCAUGUAACAACAGAACAGUAUGGAGCCCAUAUAUGCAACCUGCUUAUGUACAAAGCUGUGUGCUCUGAUAUCAUCAGGCGCUGGGUUUAUCCGUUGACUCCAGAAAUGAACUUCACUGAUAACAAGAAUCAGAAUUACACCCAUUCUAAACACAACAUCUACCGGGGGGUGGAUGUCAGCCUCGGCCACGGCAGUGUCCUGGAAGAGAAUGUCCUCAUCGGGCAGGGGACGGUCAUUGGCAGCAACUGCUUGAUAACCAACAGUGUCAUCGGGCAGAACUGUAGGAUAGGUGACGGAGUCCGUUUGGAUGGUGCCUUUCUCUGGGACAGUGUUCACAUAGCAGAUAAUGUGGAGAUCUGCCAUUCUGUUAUCUGUGAUGAAGCUGAGGUGAAGGAGAAAGUAAAGCUAAAGCCUCGCUGUGUCCUCUCUUCUCAGGUAGUAGUAGGUCCUGAUAUCACCCUCUCUGAGGGCACAGUAAUCUCUCUGCACCCACCGGAUGAGGAGGAAGAGGAUGAAGACCAGUUCAGUGACGAUUCUGGUGUGAACAAGAUUGAGAGCAAAGUGAAACUGAAAGGUUACAAUAAAAAGGAUGUGGGCUCAGAGGGCAGAGGCUAUCUCUGGAAAGCAGAUGACAAGAAUGAAGAGGAUGAAGAAGAGCAGAGACAGAGCCUGUGGGGCCCUACGCUGCAUUCAGAGGAAGAGAGUGAGUCAGGCAGUGACCUGAGCUUGGACUCUGAGGAGCCAGACAGUCGGGCUGCAUCCCCACAGUUGGAUGACAUCAAAGUUUUUCAGAAUGAAGUUCUGGGUACAUUACAGAGGGGCGAAGAAGAAAACAUUUCCUGUGACAACCUGGUCCUGGAAAUCAACUCUCUUAAGUAUGCCUAUAAUAUUGGGCUGAAGGAGAUGAUGCAAGUGCUUAGUAAAGUGAUCUUGGAGUUCCCAUUGCAGCAACUGGAUGCAAACUUGGACUCCCAAAACUAUUUCUCAGCAUUACUUCCUCUGUUGAAGAACUGGACCCCGUUGUUCAAGAACUACAUAAAACGGGCGUCGGAUCACUUGAAUGCCUUAUGUGCCAUUGAGGAAUUCUUCCUGGAACACGACAGCCUCUGCGCAUCGAUAGCUAAAGUGCUGAUGACAUUUUACCAGCUGGAAAUCCUGGAAGAAGAUGUAAUUCUGAACUGGUUCUCUCUGCGGGACACAUCUGAUAAGGGAAGGCAGCUUCGUAAGAACCAGCGACUCCAGAAGUUUAUCCAGUGGCUGGAGGAAGCAGAAGAAGAGUCGUCUGAUGGCGACCAAGACUGACRUGGUGGCUUGGCAUGGAAAGAGGCACUCGCUGCCUUUCUGGGCCGAGUGGGCAGGGCAAGAUCAAUGGCAGUGCAUGGUGUGUAGAUGCGGGGCCUGACAUCGCUGACUGACAAUCCCAUCCUUAUUUAUGUUGUGUGUUUCCAACUCUGCCCUCCCUCACUUGCCCAGAGGCAUCUUAUGUGGGAUGGUUGCAGCACAGUGUGCAAACCAGAAGGGACAAGCAGAGGGUGACAAUGUCUAGAAUCACACUGUUAGGAUCCCUUUGCUCCUAAUGUAGAGGGAACAAAUGAAAGCAAAUGUACAACCCCCUUAUAAAUCCAACCAUUGGGGUUUGUGGAAAUACAGUCAUAAAGCUAUGUUCUCUGGAGUCACUGUGUCUGGAACUAAGGGAACUCCUGCUGAAGAGACACUGGCAAGGUUGGUAGGUAGGAGUGUAUGGGCUGGGAUCAAGAGUGCAGGACUGGGACCCAGGAGUUUCCAGUGCCAUGGAAAAUGCAGCUGUCUGAGGAUGCCUAAGGCAUUUUGCAGCCUGGAAGGCACCUCUGUGAUCUUUCCGAAAGGGAGAAUCUUUUGCCAUCUGUUGUGCUAGGAUUUAACACAAGAUUGCACAGUAGAGUUGGUAAAAUCAUGUCUUUCCCCUUUCUGUAGAAUAGGGGAUAAUAUGUGCUCAGCUCCCCCACUGGCAGGGGUUGGCUAGUCAAGGAUGUGCACUGAUCAGUGAAAUGCUGUGUGGAUCACUACAACCUAGAGGUGAUUUGUCUUCUGUGUGUCCUCAGCUAGCAGACAUGGUGCUUAGAAAAGUGUCUGUUACUUUAUUUUGUUUAGACCAAAAAAAAGGGGGAGGAGUGGAGGAAGCAGAGAAGCCUGACUCCUCCUGCUACCUCAACAACACCUGUGUUUUGCUGUGAGACCCCUGACCACACUGACUUCUUUAAGGAAAAUGCAAGUUCCUAAGUUCUGCUCCAGUCUGAAAAGAAGCAAAUGGCAUAUCCUUAGGUAGCACAUCGUUGUGUUCCCACRUGAGCUGUGACACACGCUUGCUUACUCAAAAUGCCUCUUCUUGUUUAAUGGGGAACUUCCCCUCCCUCAGGUGGCAGGGAAGGUGCUGCAAGCCUGCUGAAAAGAUCAGCAGCUGCAGAGUAACUGGGCAUGCAGUGGGAAACAAGGGUGUCCCCGGUGCUUUCCUGCCAGCACCAAUAAAGUGUGGUUGCAAUAAGACCCUUAGGAACAGUCUUGGAAGUGUCUCUGUGCUGUCAACUUCCCUGUUCUCAUGAAGAACAAUGGGGAAAAUACACAGUGAGGAUCAAUUUCUGUUGUUAGAGGGGUUGUAUUUGAAUGUGCUGACCUUGCCUCU
This is a messenger RNA of Nothoprocta perdicaria, 3406 nucleotides long. RefSeq names its product eukaryotic translation initiation factor 2B subunit epsilon (gene EIF2B5). Gene Ontology annotation, cellular component: eukaryotic translation initiation factor 2B complex. The transcript is spliced from 16 exons. The coding region runs from base 88 to 2049 and encodes 653 amino acids. Gene Ontology annotation, molecular function: translation initiation factor binding; translation initiation factor activity; guanyl-nucleotide exchange factor activity. The record is from RefSeq and is a predicted model, not a curated record. Lineage: Eukaryota; Metazoa; Chordata; Aves; Tinamiformes; Tinamidae.